Molecule: messenger RNA, 1061 nt
Organism: Polypterus senegalus (gray bichir)
Lineage: Eukaryota; Metazoa; Chordata; Cladistia; Polypteriformes; Polypteridae
Gene: dnaaf19
Product: coiled-coil domain containing 103
Exons: 4
Coding region: 147-890 (247 amino acids)
Biological process (GO): inner dynein arm assembly; epithelial cilium movement involved in extracellular fluid movement; determination of left/right symmetry
Cellular component (GO): outer dynein arm
Source: RefSeq, a predicted model, not a curated record
UAGUCGCGAGUUGACCCGGAAAUGCUGCCCGGGAAAGCCGGUUGCCAUAGUGACGCGUCUUGUUAACGCUUCUUUAUUUAUUUUUAUUUGAUUGAGCUCGUCUUGAAACUGGAAGUUUAGCGCAUGGAGGAGAGACUCCAUCAGAAAUGCAGAAGCCGGAAGUAAUUAACUUUUUGGCCCUGGAACGGGAGCUUCAGUCAGCACUAGCAGCUGAUAAGAAAUACCAGCGAGAAAACGAUGCCAAGUUCCGCGCCAUUCAUCAGAAAGUGGGCUCCUACGAAGAGUUCAGGGACAUCGUUUUGGCGUCACACCUGAAGCCGCUGGACAAAAAGGAUAAAAUUGGAGAUGAGAGAAAACAGCCCUGGAACACCGUGGCAGCAUCUUCAGGUCAAAAGCCCACCUCAACAACAGAGGCCGCAACUCCAAUGCCACAGGAACACUUGAUUAUUCCACAAAGUGCAGCUGAGUUCUACCGGCAGUGGCGCAGGAACCUUCCCAGUGGAGCAGAGAAGUACUCCUUCUUAUUGUCACUUGGUGGAGAGCAUCUGUCUGCCAUUUUCAGAGCGGAGAUCGCAUUUGCACUGCUGGGCGAGUUUCUCCAGGUGCUUUUGGAAAACUUCUCCCCUAAAGACUGCAUGGCCGUGAUGACAAUCCUGUUGCACCUUCCGCGCACCCAGCGGUUCGGCCUUCACUUGGACUUCUUGGAUCAGGCCGAGAGAGAUGGCUGCAAGCAGCUGAUUGAGAAACUACAAAGGCUACAUGAAUGUGAUGGCCCCGGGUGCAAAAUGCAUUGUGGGAACUGGGCAAGCACCUCGGACACCUCUGGUUCAGCUGAGCCAUGUGAAAGCCUCGCUGGCUACUUAAGGAAGGUUUACAAAGUGUCACCCUGAGCCCCUCCACCGACUGCCUUUUACUUUUUAUAUUUUUUGAGAAGUGGCUAAGAUGAUGAGAGAGUCACGGCCGUCCUCUACUGGCUGCUGCUAUUGGCAUCCUAGUUAGGGAGUCAAACAGGCCAUAUUCAUUAAAAUAAAAUGUAUUUAUUAAAUGACUUUGUGACUGAU